AGUGACGCAGAUUCCACAUAAAAAAUUUGCUUUAUCCUUACGCACAAGAAGAAAAAUGAUAUGAGUCGCCACAGAUAGGAGCAUACAAAUAACAUGAAAUGACUGCGCUUGUGAAGACACAAAAACGACUGUUACUCCAGCUAUGCCAACCUGUAGUUUGAGUGCCACGCUUCAGGCUUUUAUGCGAUUUUGUUGCGUGGGUCCUGCUCCUUUCGACGACAUUGCCGACAUAUGUGACGAGUGCGAGUUUCCACAAAAUAGAGUCCGGUCUCCAGAACCUUCCUCAUACUUAUCUUUUCGUUCCACCGCUGACAAGAACUUGAACAUACGCACUGAGUCGAUGAUCAGAAAGUCGCGCAGCACCAGCUGCAGUCUCGAACGUUGUGAGCAAAAGCAAGAAACAAAAAGCGAGGCUCCUGACAAACUGCUCAACACGGAUGGCCAAAAAACCCAGAAGAACGUCCGCGACGGGAUCCUCGCCGAUGAUGACACCGACGACAGCGGGAGAAUCCUCAGCGUCGAGUGGAUCGAGUCUCCAGAAAGCUCCGUUUCCUCCGAAGACCGUCGAAAUCGACGAAAUUUGGGGGCUUUUGGCGUAGAAAAUGCUGCCGUCUUGCACACAGAGAACAAAAGUCUGCCGGCCGUCGACCACAACGAUUUCGGUGAUGACUGCGCUACACUACAGUCCCCUAGCCAACAUUGCACGACCACCCAAUCCGAAAACUUACCUUUGCCUUUGAAAUCGAAGAAUGACGGUUUGCGCGAUCUCAGACGAUCAGAGCGUCCUUAUGGGUUGCCAAGAGUUGCUUAGCAUAGACACUGAUCGAGUGACUACACUAUUCUUAAUUUUGUUUUUUCGUCUUCCUAUCCUGAGUAAAAGUUUGCCUAGUUUAUCACUAAUAAAACUUGUUGACGGUGC
Pomacea canaliculata is the source of this 919-nucleotide messenger RNA. RefSeq lists its product as uncharacterized. The transcript is spliced from 2 exons. The record is from RefSeq and is a predicted model, not a curated record. NCBI's taxonomy places the organism in Eukaryota, Metazoa, Mollusca, Gastropoda, Architaenioglossa, Ampullariidae. Bases 143 to 811 code for a protein of 222 amino acids.